Populus nigra (black poplar) is the source of this 914-nucleotide messenger RNA. RefSeq lists its product as uncharacterized. The transcript has 2 exons. The coding region runs from base 164 to 631 and encodes 155 amino acids. The record is from RefSeq and is a predicted model, not a curated record. NCBI's taxonomy places the organism in Eukaryota, Viridiplantae, Streptophyta, Magnoliopsida, Malpighiales, Salicaceae.
UGCAUUUCUUCCACAGCACUCAAAAAAUCACCAUUUAUUUAAAACUCUCUUCUUUUUGCCUUUUUCCUGGCUGUCCGACAGAAUAAUAAUUUAAAAUAAAAAUCCAUUUUGGAUCAAUAUUACAGUUAGGGUUAGGGAAAUCAUAUCAUAUCAAAUCAAAUCAAUGGCGACACAAACACCGAUUGAGCAACAGGAGAGUAGCAGUGCGAGUGCGAGUGCGGGUGCAAAACCGGGACUUAGAAAGCCUGUGUUCAUCAAAGUGGACCAGCUUAAGCCUGGAACUGGAGGCCACACAUUGACUGUCAAGGUCCUUAAUUUCAAUACUGUCCCUCAAAAGGACCGCCGAUCGGUCUCUCUGCAUGUUCGUCAGACACGAAUAGCUGAAUGUCUUAUUGGGGACGAGACUGGUACCAUCAUUUUCACCGCAAGAAACGAUCAAGUUGAUCUGAUGAAGCCAGGGACAACUGUUAUCCUCCGCAAUGCAAAGAUUGACAUGUUUAAGGGGUCUAUGAGGCUAGCAGUUGACAAAUGGGGUCGUGUUGAAGUCACUGAGCCUGCAGAAUUUGAAGUCAAGGAAGACAACAAUCUCUCUCUUGUUGAAUAUGAGCUUGUGAAUGUUGCAGAAGAGUGAUGGGAAUCUAUUGGCCAAUAUUUUGUGAUACAGAGUAGUUUAAGAAAUCUCAAAAUUGUGGUUGCACUUAUUCUAAUUUCGGGCAAUCUUCUUAUGUGGUUACGGUUUAUUUUGUGGAUGGUAUAUGUAGCUUGGGUUGGUUCGUAGACAUAACAAAAGCCAAAGCAAUGCUUUCUUUUCCUUAAAAAUGACCUCAAUGAAGUAGGUUUUUGCCAGUUGUUGUCAGGUGCAUAACUUGGAAUGUAAACGAGUGUUAAUGAUAUCUUUUAUGGUUUUUGAGAUU